UGUUCUCGCGAUACGUGUUUUGCAAAAACAGCUGACUUGACAUAUCUGGAUUUACGUGGUAGAGCUAGGGAUCCUGUAUUUAUUUUUGCCCAAGGUAGCUAAUUUAGCUAGAGUUCAUUUUACACCACUUCAUAACACGCGUGUCGUGCAGAGGGAAAAUAUGGCAGACACUGAUCCAAAGUCAGUUCAGGACCUUACAAAUGUGGUCCAGACGCUGCUGCAACAGAUGCAGGAUAAAUUCCAGACCAUGUCAGACCAGAUCAUCGGAAGAAUUGAUGAGAUGAGCACCCGCAUCGAUGACCUGGAGAAGAACAUUGCUGACCUCAUGACCCAGGCAGGCGUGGAGGAGAUCGAGGGGGUCAAGGAACCACAAGUCAAAGAAGGACAAGGGUCAUGAAGGUUGCCAGACGACAAGCUGUCAAGGACUUUCUUCAGGAGCAGCAUACUCUUCCACUAUAACCAUGAACUAUUUUGAUUUAGUGUGUUGUGAAAUGCUUUUUUAUAUUGACUAUUGUAAUAAAAGUAACAGUUCUAAUGUA
Oncorhynchus tshawytscha (Chinook salmon) is the source of this 539-nucleotide messenger RNA. RefSeq names its product heat shock factor-binding protein 1-like. Gene Ontology annotation, biological process: cellular heat acclimation. Gene Ontology annotation, cellular component: nucleus; cytosol. The record is from RefSeq and is a predicted model, not a curated record. Bases 161 to 397 code for a protein of 78 amino acids. Lineage: Eukaryota; Metazoa; Chordata; Actinopteri; Salmoniformes; Salmonidae. Gene Ontology annotation, molecular function: transcription corepressor activity. The transcript has 4 exons.